CGGGCCUGGGGCAGGCAGGGGGCCCGGCUCAGGGUCCCCAACCUCAGGGGAGGCCCUGCCACCUUCUACCUCAAUGUCUCCAGCUGAGAUGUCAGGACAGAUCUGUUGUCACCCCUAGAUGAAAACUUGGCCCUGCCCACUGGACUCUGCCGCGGGACCCAGCAGCUCCGACCUGCCACGGCUCUCCUGAGUGGGUGCAGGGCCCAGCUCGAAGCUCCCCAUGGCUGCCUCUGUCUCCUCUGAACUCUCAGCCACAGGAUCCAACUCAGCCUGCAAGUGACCCCCCCAGGACCCCCUCUCUGAGCCAGGGGAAAAUCCUGGUGUCUCCAGUCCCUGCUACAUCUAGGCACACGGGAGCCAUGGAAGUGGUGGAGCCCAGCAGCCCCACUGAGGAGGAGGAGGAGGAGGAGGAGGAGGAGCAGUCUGUCGAGCCUCGACCCCGCACACGCUCCAACCCCGAGGGGGCCGAGGACCGGGUGCUGGGGGCCCAGGCCGGCGUGGGCAGCCGCAGCGAGGGCGAGGGUGAGGCAGCCAGUGCUGACGAUGCCGCCCCCACCCCACCGGGCACUGGCCCCAAACCCUGGCAGGUGCCCCCACCAACCCCCGAGGUUCAGGUGCGGACGCCGAGGGUCAACUGUCCAGAGAAGGUGAUCAUCUGCCUGGACUUGUCGGAGGAAAUGUCUCUGCCAAAGCUGGAGUCGUUCAACGGUUCCAAAACCAACGCCCUCAACGUCUCCCAGAAGAUGAUCGAGAUGUUCGUGCGGACAAAACACAAGAUCGACAAGAGCCACGAAUUCGCGCUGGUGGUUGUGAAUGAUGACACGGCCUGGCUGUCAGGGCUGACCUCCGACCCCCGCGAGCUGUGCAGCUGCCUGUACGACCUGGAGACGGCCUCCUGUUCCACCUUCAAUCUCGAAGGCCUCUUCAGCCUUAUCCAGCAGAAGACCGAGCUGCCAGUCACGGAGAACGUGCAGACGAUUCCGCCCCCAUAUGUCGUCCGCACCAUCCUCCUGUACAGCCGCCCGCCCUGCCAGCCCCAGUUCUCCCUGACAGAGCCCAUGAAGAAGAUGUUCCAGUGCCCGUAUUUCUUUUUCGACGUGGUUUACAUCCACAACGGAGCUGACGAGAAGGAGGAGGAGAUGAGCUGGAAGGACAUGUUUGCCUUCAUGGGCAGCCUGGACACCAAGGGCACAAGCUACAAGUACGAGGUGGCGCUGGCUGGGCCGGCCCUUGAGCUGCACAACUGCAUGGCCAAGCUGCUGGCUCACCCACUGCAGCGGCCCUGCCAGAGCCACGCUUCCUACAGCCUGCUGGAGGAGGAGGAGGAGGCCACUGAGGUUGAGGCCACCGUCUGAGCUGCCCCCUCCCUGAAGGCUUGGCCUGGCGGGUGGUUCUCAUACUGGGCCCUUCGGAACCCCUGGGGGGUGCCAGAAGGCACCCCAGGGCACCUAUCUCCCAUGUUCCCCAGCCAACACCCAGUUUGUCAGUUGGAAGCUUUUCAUCUUCUGUGGUUUUUGUCAUCAAAAUAAAAAAUUGAGACUCCCUAUUGAGGUCCACAACAACAA
Choloepus didactylus (southern two-toed sloth) is the source of this 1565-nucleotide messenger RNA. RefSeq names its product BRISC and BRCA1 A complex member 1 (gene BABAM1). The transcript has 10 exons. NCBI's taxonomy places the organism in Eukaryota, Metazoa, Chordata, Mammalia, Pilosa, Megalonychidae. Gene Ontology annotation, biological process: mitotic G2 DNA damage checkpoint signaling; positive regulation of DNA repair; protein K63-linked deubiquitination. Gene Ontology annotation, cellular component: nuclear body; BRCA1-A complex; BRISC complex. Bases 360 to 1355 code for a protein of 331 amino acids. The record is from RefSeq and is a predicted model, not a curated record.